Messenger RNA from Puntigrus tetrazona (Sumatra barb), 2486 nucleotides. It is a transcript of the gene mcoln3b, whose product is annotated as mucolipin TRP cation channel 3b. Gene Ontology annotation, cellular component: plasma membrane; lysosomal membrane. Gene Ontology annotation, molecular function: NAADP-sensitive calcium-release channel activity. The record is from RefSeq and is a predicted model, not a curated record. The transcript has 15 exons. NCBI's taxonomy places the organism in Eukaryota, Metazoa, Chordata, Actinopteri, Cypriniformes, Cyprinidae. The coding region runs from base 364 to 2037 and encodes 557 amino acids.
CCUGCUCGCUGUCAGCGCGUCUGAUGCGCAACGAAGUUGAAAGGCACUUUAACUCGGAUUAAAUUCAUGCUUUUGCGGACUUUUUUGAAGUUAGUUGGGAUUUAAGACCCGAAUGCGCUCAUCUGAUGCCAACUCCAGCUCCUUGUUGAUUUUGACCUGGUGAAAGUGGCAUCACGAGAUGUGAUUGGUUUGUGAUGGCCCAGGUGUGCUGGAGUCACAUGAGACUCUUCUGACUGAACAGAGUUACAGAGUUCAUCAGUGACCCCGGAUCUGAUCUAGUUCAGUCCAUCAGCCUUAUAGAGCACCUUGAUUGCUUUGCACUGAGGACAUGAUCACACUGAAUGCAGAAAUAAAUUAAAAGACAUGGACGACUCCGGCGAGGCCUAUUUAUGCAUAAACGAUCCCAACGGCAACCGAUCCGCGCGCUGGUCCGAAGCCCACGCUCACCUGGAGCAGGAGAAGUUCAGGAGGAAGCUCAAGUAUUUCUUCAUGAACCCCUGCGACAAGUACAGAGCCCGCGGAAGAAAACCCUGGAAGCUGAUGCUGCAGAUCGUCAAAAUCGCCGUGGUCACCGUACAGCUGGUGUCGUUCGGUCUCAGCAAUCAGAUGGUGGUUCAGUUUAAGGAGGAGAACCUGACGGCGUUCAGGCACCUGUUCCUGAAGAGCUUCACCGACGGCGGCGCCAGCGCGUUGGCCGUUUACACGCAGCGUGACGUUUACACGCACAUCACCUACACCGUCAGGCAGUUCCUGACGCUGCCUAGAAUAACGGUGGGCAACCAUCAGUAUCAGAAGGAAGGUGGCGCUUACACCCCGCUCACCGUCUGCCAGCAGUUCUACCGCAACGGCAGCGUCUCGCCGGCCAACGAGACCUUUGACAUCGACGCUCAGGUGGAUGAAGAGUGCUUGCAGGUUUACCCAGAACCUCCCUUCUCAACCGUGACCUCCGACCCGCUGAACCUCACUCUGCACUUUGAGAGGUUAUUGGCGGUGACUGUGAAUUUCACCUUGAAAGCCAUAAACCUGGAGACGGUUGAGUAUCACGAGCUUCCAGACUGUUACGUCUUCGACAUUAUGAUCACCUUUGACAACAAGGCCCACAGCGGCAGAAUCGCGAUCAACCUGGACAAUGACGUGCACUUCUAUGAGUGCCGAGAUUGGAGCGUGACUGGAGCAUCCCCGAGGAGCAUGUACAUGCUGGUUCUGUUUGACGUGACGGUCAUCCUGAUUCUCCUGCUGUCGCUGCUGCUCUGCACACGCUCGGUCAAAGCUGGAGUUCAGCUGCAGUUUGAAUAUACGGAGUUCUUCUCCGUUCAUUACGGCAAACGCGUGUGCGUCUCUGACCGCAUGGAGUUCAUUAACGGCUGGUACAUCCUCAUCAUCAUCAGUGACGUUCUGACCAUCACGGGCUCUCUGCUGAAGAUCAUCAUCCAGCUGAAGGCUGUGGCCAGUUACGAUCUCUGCAGCAUCCUGCUGGGCACCGGCACCAUGCUGGCCUGGAUCGGCGUCUUACGCUACAUGGGCUACUUCAGAAAAUACAACAUUCUCAUCAUCACUCUGCGAGCGGCGUUUCCCAACGUCAUCCGCUUCACCUGCUGCGCUGCCAUGAUUUACCUGGGAUACUGUUUCUGUGGCUGGAUCGUCCUGGGACCCUACCACACCAAGUUCCGGACACUGAACGUUGUUUCCGAGAGUCUGUUUUCCCUCAUCAACGGAGACGACAUGUUCGCCACCUUCAAGAACAUGCAGCAGAAGAGCGAGGUGGUGUGGCUCUUCAGCCGCCUGUAUCUCUACACCUUUGUGUCUCUCUUCAUCUACAUGGUGCUCAGUCUGUUCAUCACGCUCAUCACCGACACGUACGACACCAUCAAGCAUCAGCAGCUGGACGGCGAGCCGGCGUCGGACCUGCAGACGUUCAUCAUGCAGUGUGAAGAUCUUCCAGAUUCGGGCUGCUUCAGCGUGGAAGAGAGCUCCGGUGGAUGUGGGAUGAACUGCUGCUCUCGCAGGACACACAGCUCUGAGGAGGACACGGACUGAUCUGGACACUCAAAGGACUCUUGUGUGCUUGUGAUGAGUGGCAUAUAUGUAUGUUUGGAUUGAAAGCGAGAAUACGUGUAUGUUUGGAGAUGAAGUUUAUUACCAAAGAGAAGCACAGCAGAGUAUGUUAAAUGCCUGGAUGCUGGUAAAGGCAUUUAGUAAAGGUAUUAUUGUUCACAUGCAGUUAUAAGCAGAAGUUGAAGUAGUGCGCAAAAGCCAUGGUUGUUUAACGGAGGAGACUUGUUUAUUUCUGACUGAAUUCACAUUUCACUUUGUAACGUCCAGCUGUUUGUAUGAAUUGAUGUAUUUGAAGCUGGUCUUGCUCUAAUCAGUGUAUUAUAGAAAUGUUGUUGGUUGUGUGUCUUUAGAUAAAAGUACAUGUUGUUUGAUAAGUCGUGUUUUAUUGUUGAGCUCCGAAAAAUAAACUGUACAGCAAGUAGUUUAUUCUA